Messenger RNA from Pantherophis guttatus, 3686 nucleotides. RefSeq names its product mitogen-activated protein kinase kinase 2 (gene MAP2K2). NCBI's taxonomy places the organism in Eukaryota, Metazoa, Chordata, Lepidosauria, Squamata, Colubridae. Gene Ontology annotation, biological process: protein phosphorylation. The record is from RefSeq and is a predicted model, not a curated record. Gene Ontology annotation, molecular function: protein kinase activity; ATP binding.
CCCUCCUUCCUCUCGCCUUCUUCGCGUUCCCCUCAGGGUUUUGGGUUUGUUUUUUUUUUUUUUUUUUAGGCCUCGCGCGCAGCCUCGGCCUCGCUUAGGGCAGCCAAGCCGGGCGAUGACGACGACGCCGUCGCCGCUGCUGCUGCUGCUUCUGCUGGUAGUGGUGCUGCUUCUGAGGCGGGUCCCUCGCUAAAGGCGCAACGGAACGCCGGCCUCCGCCGCUGCCAUGCCGGCUAAAAGGAAACUGGUGCCGCCGGCCCUCAACAUCACCCCGACCAUCGCUGAGGGACCCAGCCCCACCGGCUGCGAGGGCGACGGCUCCGAAGCACACCUUGUUGACCUCCAGAAAAAACUGGAAGAACUGGAGCUGGAUGAGCAGCAGAAGAAACGGCUGGAAGCUUUUCUCACCCAGAAGGCCAAAGUGGGAGAACUGAAAGACGACGAUUUCGAGAGGAUUUCGGAACUGGGAGCUGGCAAUGGUGGGGUGGUCACCAAAGUACAACAUAAACCCUCAGGGCUAAUUAUGGCACGGAAGCUGAUUCAUUUGGAGAUCAAGCCUGCCAUACGAAACCAGAUUAUCCGGGAGCUCCAAGUGCUUCACGAGUGCAAUUCUCCAUACAUCGUCGGUUUCUACGGCGCCUUCUACAGUGACGGGGAGAUCAGCAUUUGCAUGGAGCAUAUGGAUGGCGGUUCCUUGGAUCAGGUUUUGAAAGAAGCCAAGAGGAUUCCUGAAGAAAUUUUGGGCAAAGUCAGUAUAGCAGUUCUGCGAGGAUUGGCUUAUUUACGAGAGAAGCACCAAAUCAUGCACCGAGAUGUGAAGCCUUCUAACAUCUUGGUGAAUUCCCGAGGUGAGAUUAAGCUGUGUGAUUUUGGAGUCAGCGGGCAGCUCAUCGACUCCAUGGCCAAUUCCUUCGUGGGCACCCGAUCCUACAUGUCUCCUGAACGUUUACAAGGCACUCACUAUUCCGUUCAGUCGGACAUCUGGAGCAUGGGUCUCUCCCUGGUGGAGCUGUCAAUCGGACGGUAUCCCAUCCCCCCGCCCGAUGGCAAGGAACUGGAAGUGAUCUUUGGUCGUCCCAUAGUCGAUGGGGCCGAAGGGGAACCCCACAGCAUCUCUCCACGGCCCAGGCCCCCAGGACGUCCUGUUAGUGGUCAUGGGAUGGACAGCCGCCCUGCCAUGGCCAUUUUUGAAUUGCUUGACUACAUUGUGAAUGAGCCACCUCCAAAACUGCCGGCCGGAGUUUUCACCCAAGAAUUCCAGGAGUUUGUAAAUAAAUGCUUAAUUAAAAACCCUGCUGAACGGGCAGAUCUAAAGAUGCUGAUGAAUCACACCUUCAUCAAGUGCGCCGAGGUGGAAGUGGUGGAUUUUGCCGGCUGGCUAUGCAAGACGCUGCGGUUGAAGCAGCCCAGCACCCCCACCCGCACGGCCAUGUGACCGCCACGCCAGCUGCCUUGUUCUUCCUCCUCCUCCCUCCCUCCCUCCCUCCCUCUCUCGUGCACCUGCUUGUCUGCUGCUGUUCGCUGCCCUCCCGGCAGAAGGAAGAAGCCCCUUGCCUCGCCUCCCUCAGUCUUUGCACCCGGAACAAGCCAGGCAGGAGAGUUGUCAAGAAAGAGAUUGUCCCUCUCUUUCUCUCUCUCUCUCUCUCUCUCUCUCUCUUGCGGCCCCGAGAGCAGAAAGGAGCCUCGGCUUCUCCCUCCUGUGACUGUUCUCGGGUUUGGUUUGGUUUCUCUUCCUGCGGUGGGAGAAUCCCUCGCUCUCUGCAAGCUCUCGGGUUUGGGUGGGUAGGGCUGGCCGAGAUGGGCCUGGCUGCUGAUUGGUUUCGAGAAGAGAGGAAAGAGUUUCCAGGAUAGGCUGGCUGUAUCUGUCUCUUUUCCUUCCUUCCUUCCUUCCUUCCUUCCUUCCUUCCUUCCUUCCUUCCUUCUCCUCUUCUCUCCUCUCCUCUCCUCUCUAUCUCUUUUUGUCUCUCCCUUCCUCUCUCUUUUCUUCUUUUCCUCUUCUUCUCUCUAGCUUCCUCUCUGUCUCACUUUCUCUUUCUUUUUGGACGACCAUUUAUCCAAAAUAGUAUAGGGUUUCCUGCUAGAGCAGAGGGUUGGACUAAGACCUCCAAGUAUCCUUCCAACUCUGUUAUUUUGGUUUUUAUCUAUCUAUCUAUCUAUCUAUCUAUCUAUCUAUCUAUCUAUCUUAUCUAUCUACCUACCUACCUACCUACCUACCUACCUACCUAUCUUUUUCUCUUUCCCUCUCAUCCUUCCUUCCUUUCCUUCCUUCCCAUUUCUGUCUCUUUCUUUCUCUCCCUCCCUCUUUCUGUCUCCCUCCCCCUCUCUCCCUUUCUCCCUCUCCUUUUCUGUAGGUGAAUCUAAGGGUGGGCAUUUGCUGAUGGGCAGAGAUCUCACUGUCUGGGGCAGCCAGGGCAAAGCAGGCAGUUUAGCCAAUCAGAUGGCUUUGUGGUUGCCUCUUGGACCCCUGGCCCAGGAAGCGGAAGGGCCCCUGUUGACUUCCUGGAAGCUGUUUGGGAGCAGAUAGUGAAAAAAACGGCCCGAUUAAGGAAAUGCGUCUCUGGCCAAGCUCUCGACUCCUUCCUGUGACCCUCCUCUCUUCUGCUCCGCUUGCCUGCCUGCCUGCCUUUGGUUUUGUUCUGGGACCUUCCUUUGAAGGGGAGUGGGCAGGAAUUGGGGCCUGGGGGUGAAGAGGCAGGCAGGAGGUGUCCUCGCUCUGCCUUCAGACUUGGCACACUUGAAGGACCUUCUCCGUCCAAGGCUUCGGUGACAUGACGAGUCUGAAGCCAUUACAGCAUGCUGGAUUUUGGCAGUGGGGGGGGAUGCCCUCGGAGGAUAGCUUGAGGUCGCGGUGGGCAGAAAAGCUGUUGGGUCGUGGUUUUGUGAUGGUUGUAAGUGCGAGGACCGGUUGUCCAUCCCUUUUUUUUUUCAGGGCCUUGAACGCCAGCAGCGCCUCUGGCCUUGGCCGUCCCUUCUCCCCUCCCGUGUUUUGCUGCUUGGAUACAGCCAGGCAUCGCUCUGGUUUCCCCCUUAAGGCUCGCCCGGCUUCUUCUGUUUUCCUUUCUUUGGGCUCGGCUGCUUCUGCACCGCUGUCCCAGGAGGCUGCGGUGUCAUCAUAGCAGUUGGGCUGCACACCUGGGGCUCUUCUGGGUGGGGCUGCUGCCCUCAGCCUCCUUGGCUCUGGGGAGAGGCAGCCACUGCGGAGGAGGAGGAGGAGGAGGACUAAAAGUUUCAUUGGCUGGGCCAGGUUUUCAGCCCCCUUGCCUCCCUCCCUCCCUCCCUCCCAUCCAUCCUAUUUAUCUUUUUCUUUCUCCUUCCUUCCAUUUCCUUCCUCUCCCUCUCUGCCAUCUGUUUAUCCUUCCUGUCUUUCCUUCUUUCUCCCUACUUCCAUCUCCCUUCCUUCCUUCCUUCCUGUUUAUCCCUUUCUUCCCAUUUCUUCCCAUUUCCUUUCUUCCUCCCUCCCUUCUCAUCUAUUCCUCCUCCCUUCCUCCCUCCCUUCUCUCCCUCUCCUUUCCCUUUCCCUUUUUCUUUUUCUGUCUCUUCCCCUUCUUAAAAUUUCCCCGUGGGCUAAAGGCACGCUUUGAUUGCCAACACGGACUUGUUGGUUCCCAAAAAACCGGUUACAGUCCUGCAGGACCAAGAACAGGGUGAUGUUAUUACUGGAGGGGAAUGAUAAAUGUCCCAAAUCA